Didymosphaeria variabile is the source of this 1644-nucleotide messenger RNA. It is a transcript of the gene NOC4, whose product is annotated as Maturation and nuclear export of 40S ribosomal subunits interacting protein. Bases 1 to 1644 code for a protein of 547 amino acids. NCBI's taxonomy places the organism in Eukaryota, Fungi, Ascomycota, Dothideomycetes, Pleosporales, Didymosphaeriaceae. The transcript has a single exon. The record is from RefSeq and is a predicted model, not a curated record. Gene Ontology annotation, cellular component: Noc4p-Nop14p complex; nucleolus; small-subunit processome. Gene Ontology annotation, biological process: ribosome biogenesis.
AUGUCGGGUAUAAAAUCCACUGCCGUAGCUGGUGUGAAGAGGAAGAGAAAAUCGGGAGAAACAGAGCGCCGCGCAACCAAGUCAAAACCCCGCCCAAAGCCUUCCAGCGACGAGGACGAAGACCCCCAGGAAGAGAUUCUACGCCUCGAAUCGCAAAUCUUAGAGUCGCGAAAGCACUACAACAAUAUUGCGACCCUUUUGAAGCUUUCGAAAGCUUCAGACCCCGACGACGAAGCAUCCGUUCUCGCAGCCGUCGCACUAUGUCGAGUAUUCACACGACUCCUGUCUACCGGAGACAUGGUCAAGAGCAAGAGGAUGACUGAGGCUGAGACUUUGAUCAUUACAUGGUUGAAGCAAAGAUAUCAGGAAUACUUAGAGGUGCUGCUGCGCGACUUCCUCAGCAGCGAGCACCCACCCAAGCAGUCUGUGGCGUUGACUCUGCUCUUACGGCUGGUCAAGGAAGAAUCAAAAGCACAGAAAGACUUCAGUAUCAAGAAUAGCCCCCUUCAUAGGACCGUGGAGGCGCUUCUCUUACUGCCUGAAGGAGAUGGCUCGAGAGACGAAUUUGCGGAGAAGUUUUUUGGCACCUACGACGACAUCCGAUACUCUACUUUUCGAUCCAUCAAAACGCUACUUCAAUCCGAACUCGCCGAUUCAGAAAAGGAACGUGUGGCCCGCAACAGCUUGUCACUUCUUCUCAGUCUUGAGGCCGUCCCAGCAUCGAAAGACGACGUCCAGAAUUUCUACACAGAGGUCCAGGGCAAGAGUCCGGUGCCUUCUUUGAGCUCGUACAAAUCGCAAGCACAAGAAGCUUGGCUGGCAACAUUGCGAUCAGGCAUCACAAAGGAGCAGCGAAAGUCCGUUUUGACUGUUUUCUCUCACCAGAUUGCACCAUGGUUUGCGCAGCCCGAAAUGCUCAUGGACUUCCUUACAGACUCAUACGAUGUUGGGGGCGCUACAUCUCUUCUGGCGCUUUCCGGACUGUACUAUCUCAUGUCCGAGAAGAACCUCGACUACCCAUCUUUCUACCAGAAACUCUACUCGUUACUGGAUGAUGGCCUGCUGCACUCAAAACACCGAUCACGCUUCUUCAGAUUACUAGACACAUUCAUGUCCUCCACACAUUUACCAGCGACGCUUGUAGCAAGCUUUAUCAAGCGGCUCUCCCGGUUAGCGUUGUAUGCACCACCGGCUGGUAUUGUCGUCGUCAUCCCAUGGGUAUACAACAUGUUCAAGCGCCAUCCUGCAUGUACUUUCAUGAUGCAUCGCGAGAUACGAGACCCGGCUCUGAAGCAAGAAAUGGAAGAAAACGGCAUGGAAGAUCCAUUCGACAUGGAUGAGCAGGACCCGCUUCUUACAGAUGCCAUUGAGAGUAGCGUAUGGGAACUGGAGACGCUACAGUCGCACUACCACCCUAAUGUUGCGACGCUAGCGAAGAUUAUCGCGGAGCAGUUCACGAAACGGUCCUACAAUCUUGAAGAUUUCUUAGACCACUCUUACACUGCGCUCCUUGAUACGGAACUGAACAGAGAGUUGAAGAAGGAUCCCGAAGUUGAGUUCGAAAUUCCGAAACGUAUAGUCACAGCUGAGGAGGGAUUGAAUCCUCUCGGCAAGCUUCUAAGUCUUGUGUACGACACUAGAUAG